Molecule: messenger RNA, 1170 nt
Organism: Pseudozyma flocculosa PF-1
Lineage: Eukaryota; Fungi; Basidiomycota; Ustilaginomycetes; Ustilaginales; Ustilaginaceae
Exons: 3
Coding region: 1-1170 (389 amino acids)
Source: RefSeq, a predicted model, not a curated record
AUGGAACCAGAACAGAUUGCCAAACGAUCCGGCUCGACGGCCGAUACCGACGACGCGUCGACUGCCCCGGCCACCUCGGCCGCUGCGUCGGCAUCGGGUCGGGAAUCCGACAUCGAGUCGAGUCUCGACGCAGGCGGCGACGACGACACCGGCGACAACGACGACGACAACGACAACGACGACGGGAUGUCCGAAUCGGUGGCGAGCAGCAACGUGCGCUCGACGCAGCAGGCCGUCGCCCAAGCCUCGCAACCGGGCCCGGCCCGAACCGCGUCGACGCCCGCCGGCCCGCACCCGGAACGCUCGCUCAACGGCGCAUCCGACAACCUGGUCCUCUUUGACCUCACCACCCGACCCGAAGCUACGCUCACCUUUUCGCCGCAUACCAUCAAGACGAUCCUCGACCUCAAACUCCUCGGCGUCGGCUACGAGAGGAACCGCCUCACUUUUACCCAGAUCCGCGGCCAGCUCGCCCAGAGGAUCGCCGAGAAUGUAACGGUCCCCGCCCUCGAGCUCGCCGAUGGUACCCACAUCAUGGAGAGCUGGGCCAUUGCAGAGUACCUGGAACGCAACCACCCCUCUGGCCACCGCCUCUUCGGCAACUCGGCCACCAAGCGUCUGGCCGCGCUGCUCAACGACUUUGGCAAGUCGAUCCUGGCGCCCUCACUGGGUCCGCUCGUGAUGCCGGGCGUGCACCGGCUGCUCGACGCCGAGUCGGCCGAAUACUUUUCCCAGGUCAAGAUCGGCGCGGCGCGCUGGAACAAAAUUUCGACCCUCUCGGCGCCGGAACGCGAGGCGCUCGUGCACAACGUCGUAUCCAAGCUCGCCGUCGUCGAGACUAUGCUCAAUUCAGAGGGCGCCGGAUCGUUCGAGUCGGUCCAGGCGGGCAAUGCCGCGGCGGCGGGUGGUGCGACGUCGAGGACGGGCAACGACCUCGUUGGUGACUUUGCACCUCUCUCGGUGCGACCCAAGCGGUCUAGGUGGGUCGCGGGCGGUGAGGAACCCAGCCAUGCCGAUUUUGUCCUGUUUGGAUGGUACGUCUUCUCGCGGGCCGCAGGGGCCGCCGUGGUGCGCGACAUCUGGUCGCCCCACAAGGCCAUCAAGGCCUGGGUCGACGAUAUGCUCCAGUGGUGCGGCGACCUCGCAGACGACUUUGUGCCCCUGUCGUAG